Paramecium sonneborni is the source of this 2226-nucleotide messenger RNA. NCBI's taxonomy places the organism in Eukaryota, Ciliophora, Oligohymenophorea, Peniculida, Parameciidae. The record is from the annotation of a GenBank genome assembly.
UUUAAAAUGAAUUUAACCAGAACAGAAAAAGAAUUUAUGUGUAUAGAACAUAAUGAACCUGCUCUAUUUAUUGAUAUUUCAUAGAAAAGCUCAAACUUACGAAACCGAUGCCUAUAAUGUGUAGGGAAAGAAAUGUCAUAAUGGAUUGAUAUUCAUGAAGCUGGAAAACAUUUUGAAAGUAUAAAAAGUGUUGUUUGGAAUGAGAGAUUAGCUAUUCAUUUGAAUAAUCUAGACAUUUUGUAAUAAUUAAAAGAAUAGCUUAAAUAAUUGAAAAUAAAAUCCAAUUAGAGUCUUGAUAAAUCAAUUCUAAACAUUGAUUAAUAAAUUUAAUUCAUAUAAGUUGGAAUGGAGAAAGAAAAUAGAUAAAUAAAUGAAUUGAAAACAUCAGAUAUAGAUUAGGAUGGAUAUUAACAAAGUAGUUAAUUGAUAUCAUUUAUUGAUUAUAGAGAAAUAUAAUCUAUGAAUAGAGAAUAAUUUAAAAGAUUAAAAAUAGAUUAAAAUUUAAUUUAACUUGAAGAAAGUAUUAUGUAAAUUCAACAAUGUCAAAAAAGUUCAAUAGAAGAUGUUUUUGAAACCUUUUCUGAUAAAAUGUAUCAUUCUAGUAAUGUAUCUAUCUCAACUUGGCAUUGUGAAAGUCAUAAUAAUUAGGCAGUUUUUAUUGAUUUAAAUGAAUAGGCCACUGUACCUAAUAGAUUAGCUUGUAUUGAUUGUGUUCCUUAAUAUCCUAUUUAAUAUACUAAAUUAGAUCAUUUAAAUUAAUUAUGGAGAAGAUUUAUAGAAUAGAAUUUAAAAUACUCAGAAUUAUUGUAGAUCAAUAUUUCUAACAAAACUUAAAAGUCAAUAUCUAAAUAUUCAGUAUUUAAAGAAAUCAUUAAUGAAUUAAUUAUAUAAUAAUCUUAAGAAAUAUCAUAAUGCAUUUCAUCAGAAUCUUAAAUUAUAUAAAAUAUGAUCAAAAAGACUUAAAAUUGGUUUCAAUUGACCCAAUUAGAAAUUAUUGAAAUUACUAAUGUUUUAAGUGAAAAGAAUAAAUAUGAAAUUAUUAAAGAAUCAAUCUUUAAUGAAUUUAAAGAUAAAUUAGAUUUAUUAAAUUAAACUAUUACAAAUUCUUUGAAGCAAUUUCAAGAUAAACUUUUUCCAGCCUUUUAAUAAAUUUAAGAGCAAAUAUUAUAAGAAAUAAUUAUAGAAAAUCAAGAUCUACUAAAUCGUUCCAUGAAUUAUAGAUAACCAUUUUUUGAAUCAUUAAUUGAAUUAAAUUAGCUAAAUACCCAAAAGAAACCUUUUAGAUAUCAAAUUAUAAACUCUAUAAAUGAUGAAAGAAUUGAGACAUUUGCAUUUAAUGAAGAUUAUUCCCUUCUUGUGACUGGUUAUUUUGAUUCUAAUAAGAUAAAUGUAUAUGAAUUCAAUCAAGGAUAAAUAAAUUAAAUUUAAGAGCUAAGAGAUCAUGAUGAGUGUAUAUAUUGUUUAAAAUUUUUCAGACAAUAACUGUAAUUUUUAUCAGGUAGUUAUGAUAAAUCGAUUAUACUUUGGGCUUAAAAUGAUAAUAAUUUCUGGUAUUCUAAAUAUAGGUUAAGAGGUCAUUUAGAGGGAGUAUACUGUUUAUUAAUAAAUAAUAAUGAAGAUUAGAUUAUAUCAUGUAGUGCAGAUAAAUCAAUAAAGUUUUGGAAUUAAGAAAAUCAAUGGUAGUGUAACUAAACAUUAUCUCUUCACUCUAAUAGUAUUACUAGCAUAAGUAUAAAUUAAUCUAAUUAAUAUCUAAUUUCAUGUGCAAGAGAUGAUAAUUUAAUUUAUAUUUAUUAGUAAUAAGAUAAUAAUAAACUUUGGAUUAAAUUUUAAGAAAUCAAUAUAGAUUAAUGGGGAAUGAGAGUGUGUUUUAUAGAUAAUUAUACAUUUGCAUUUCAACCAAUGAAUAAAGUUAAAAUGUAUAUUUUUGAACAAAAUAAUUAAAAUAAUUUAUUUAUUAAGACAAGGGAAGUAAAAGUAGAAGCUGGAAAUAAUUGUUAUUAUCAUUUCCCUUUAAAUUAUAUAGAAUCAAAAUAAAUUUUAGUGAAUAGAAACUCAAGUAAAAUUAAUUUUAUAAGAAAAUAAUCAAAUGGAUCUUAUGAGACAGAAUUAGUAAUUGAUUAUGAGGCUAAUAGAAUUUUUGGUGCAAUAACUAAUGAUGGAUAGUAUCUGGUAACGUGGGAUGAUGUAUCUAAAUAAUUUUAGAUAAGAAAAUACAUAGAAUGA